Notodromas monacha is the source of this 312-nucleotide messenger RNA. The record is from the annotation of a GenBank genome assembly. NCBI's taxonomy places the organism in Eukaryota, Metazoa, Arthropoda, Ostracoda, Podocopida, Cyprididae.
AUGGAGGUGAGGUACGAUCAUGUGAAAAUGCAUGAUGUUCACAAGGGCCAUGAAGCCAUGCAUGCCAGCAUGGUGCUGGUAUUGUUCAUGACGCUGAUUGUUUGUCAAGUCGGGCUCAUCCAGUGGAGACAACGACAUUACCGGUCUUAUCAGGCCGUGACGUUGUUGGGCAUGUGGCUAAUACCGUUAGUGCUGUCUGUGAAGAACCUCUGGUGGCGAUUCAUCGCCAUUUGGGUCGUGUUCUCCAUUCUGACCGGAUUGGUCAUGCGGAAAGCGAUGCAGAAACCGCUGUCUGGUACUACUCCCAGGUGA